GUCUUCUUACUUUGUCCACUCUCACUUCAGCUGAUAUAUACUUAAAGGAAACGUUUUCCGACAAUGACUGGGAAAAGCGAUGGGUCCAUUCCAAGCAUAAGGAAGACCUUGGCAAGUUUAUAGUAACAGCUGGAGAGUUUUACGCCGAUAAAAUUGAAUCUCGUGGCCUUCAAACUUCAGAAGACGCAAAAUUUUAUGCAGUUUCCACGAAAUUUGAUAAGAUAAUUGAUAAUACUGAUAAGGAUUUAGUGGUUCAAUUCUCUGUCAAACAUGAACAAAAUAUCGACUGCGGAGGAGGUUAUGUAAAACUUCUUCCCCCCGGAUUUGAUGCGCUGAGUUUCAAAGGAGAUUCAUUAUACAAUAUCAUGUUCGGGCCUGAUAUUUGUGGUAUGAACCGUAAAGUUCACUUAAUUUUUAAUCGUAAGGGAGAAAACAAAGAAAUGAAAAAGUCAAUAAAGUGCCCAUCGGAUCAAGUAACACAUUUAUACACUUUGAUAUUAAAGCCUAAUCAUACGUUCAAAAUCCUAAUUGAUAAUGAAGAAGCAGCGUCUGGAACUUUAGAGGACGAUUUUGAUUUGCUUCCACCCAGAGAAAUUGCAGAUCAAACCGCUAAAAAACCAGAUGAUUGGGAAGAUUUAGCCGAGAUCAUUGAUCCAGAUGAUCGUAAACCGGAAGAUUGGGUAGACCACCCAGCCACAAUUCCAGAUCCCGAUGCUAAAAAGCCUGAAGACUGGGAUGAUGAUAUGGAUGGAGACUGGGAGCCACCACAUAUUUCUAAUCCUGCCUACAAAGGAGAAUGGCAACCAAAGAAGAUUCCUAAUCCAAAGUAUAAAGGAGAAUGGAAAGCACCUAUGAUUCCAAAUCCCGAUUAUGUCCCAGAACCAAAUCUUCAUGCUUAUAAUACCGCAUUUAUCGGAUUCGAUUUGUGGCAAGUGAGAUCUGGCACUAUAUUUGAUAAUAUAUUGAUCACUGAUGAUGUCGAAACAGCAGAGAAAUUUGCCAAUGAGACAUAUUUUAAAUUCCGAGAUGCGGAAUUAGAAGCAAAGAGAAAAUUGGAAGAUUUGGAGAAGCAAGGAGCUGAGGAUGUUAAAACUGAUAAGAAAGUCGAUGAUGAUGACAUUAUCGAUCUAGACGUUAAACUUGGUGAAGAUGGAGAAGUUAAA
Dentiscutata heterogama is the source of this 1163-nucleotide messenger RNA. The record is from the annotation of a GenBank genome assembly. Lineage: Eukaryota; Fungi; Glomeromycota; Glomeromycetes; Diversisporales; Gigasporaceae.